GAUACAGACUCCGAGUGGUGCAAUUAGGUGGCAGGAGGAGGGUAAGAUUCGGUAACGAUCGACGCUAGCGAGACAAAUCUCGCAGAGAUUCUAUAAGCAGGUGGAAUUGUUGAAGUGAUACGCUGGGCUUAGCUACCGUUCUACACAGGGAGAGAAGAUACUACGAGUGGUGUGAAUAAUUGGAAAGUAGCGGAGACACCUCGAGGCACUCGCUAACGAUCGGGUGGUAUCCCUCGCUGACGCGAUACAUCGCAUCGAGAAUUCAGAAGCAGCGGAACAGCAGGAUUGUGCGCUGAUAGUGUGAUAAACUACCUAUCGAGUACCUAUCCGUAGAUAAUAGAAUCUUAACCCCAAAUUCCGAGCGACGCAAUUAGAAAGGGAGAAGAUAGCUCGAAGCAUGCGCUAACGACCUACCGUUAUCCGUCGACGCUACAGAAUCUGAUCAACACAGAGGCUCCAGGAUUUAUUCCAGUACUGCUACGUGGACUGAAGUAGUCGUGAUCUUCGACUAACCCGUGUGCACCUAUCCAAUACCCAACGUAACCCAAACGCCAUCGUAACGCGGAGCAAGUAGAUUCAAACUCCAAGUGGCGCUAUUAGUCGUAAUCCAGGAAGAUACGUUAACGACCUACCGUUAUCCGUCGACGCUAUAGAAUCUGAUCAACACAGAGACUCCAGGAUUUAUUCCAGCACUGCUACGUGGACUGAACUAGCCCUAGUUUUCGACUAACCAGUGUCCACCUAGUCCAUCCACCUACCAUCGUAAUCUCGACGCGGAGCAAGUAGGAGAUCCAAACUCCAAGUGGCGCUAUUAGUCGUAAUCCAGGAAGAUAGCAUGCGCUAACGACCGGCUCGACGCGUCACCCGCGUUCACCAGGCAUGCAUUACGACGCGCAAGGUGUCCUGGAGACUUCCUACCUGCGGCAGCGACAACAGGACCACCACCAGCAAGCCCAGCAUACCGUGUACGUGCAAAGCGUGCGCCAAAGUCGGAGUUGCUCGCCCAGGUCGGAGGAAACGCGAUCGCCGGUCGUCGAGGCGAGAACCGAGACCCUCGGCACCCCUGAAGAGGCGAACGGCUCGCCGUUGGAGCUCGAAGACGGAUCUCGAAUGUCGAGGUACCGCGAGGAACACGAAGCGAAGCGGUCCUCCUUCUCCAAGCAGGAGCACGAGACGUCCAGUUUCUUCAGGGACACGGAGAACCCGAGUGUCAAGUGCUUUACCGAGGAAAUGGUGUCCGCGGUGGCGAGUCACUACAGAGGAUCGGACGGGUCGCCUGGCAGAACGUCGCCGCAGGGAUACCAUUCGACGGACAGACGGAACACGUCGCUAGGGAAAACGUCGUUCUGUAUCGACGCUCUUCUGGGUAGAGCGACGGGGAAGCAGGAGAACCUGGAUCACGACCGAUCGGAGAGGAAUCCGAGAUUUCUGUUCGCUUCGAGGAACCCCGUGGAUGGCAAUUGCGUGGGAAAUAGUCAAGGUCACGAGCGAGAAUCGCCUUGCACCUUGGGAGCCGCGAGUGGAGGCAGAGCUGGUGCCUCGACCGCGACAGGUGCCGAUGACCAGAGAACCUCGUCUUUAGGGAGUCUGUUGAAUCCCUUCGAUAGACCAGUUCAGCACGGACCGGAUUCGCCCAGCUUAGAGCUGGUUCGCGAUGGAAUAGAGAGACAGGACCAAUCGAUGAGGGACAUCCACUUGUCCGACGUUCGCGUGGAGUCGGUGGACGCGACGACCGUGGCGAUUCAAAGAGGAAAAGCGAUCUUCAGAGGGGAAAAUGCCGGAAUAGGAUCGGUGACAGGCCCCAAUGGAGGAUUUCGCGUGGAUCGGCUCGAAAACGUCGAAGACGACGCUUCCAUCGAGGUUGAUCCCACGAGAACGGGAAGCGCCAGCUCUGGUAGCAACGCCAGUCGCAGCCCCGUUUCCAGUCCGCCGAUUUCGCCUGGAUCGGAGGAACCUACAGGAAACGGUGUCCCUGGCAAUCCAAAUUUACCAACUGGCCAUUACGGUGCGCUCGGCGGGGCCGCAGUUACCCGACAGAAUCAGGCUCUCCUGUUACACCCCAGUGGGCCACUCAUUCAUCCUGGUGGAUUGUACUAUCAUCCAGCGGGCGGCAGCGCGUUUCACUCCAUACACAAGGAAGGUCAGCCCGUCGGGCACUCGCAGGCUGCCGGAUCUCAUCCUCAGCAGCAUCAUAUUCAUCCACUUCAACUCGAGUGGUUGGCUAGGACUGGCAUGCUGUAUCCCAGAUUACCCGCAGAUUUAGCUGGUUGCGCUGCCCAGCAUGCCCUCCUCGGGAAAACUAGAAGACCGAGAACAGCCUUCACCUCGCAACAGCUUCUCGAGUUGGAGAAACAGUUUAGACAGAACAAGUACCUUAGCAGACCAAAGAGGUUCGAGGUGGCCACCUCCCUGAUGCUCACGGAGACACAGGUGAAAAUCUGGUUUCAAAAUCGACGGAUGAAGUGGAAGAGAAGUAAGAAAGCGCAACAAGAGGCACGUGCAAGUAGCAAAGGAGACGAAACCGGAAACGGAAGAAGUACGGAGAGGGAAACCGGUGGCGAUACGAGCACGAACUCGCCUAACCCGCAGGAGGACUCCAAGGGAGCGUUGCAGGAAACCCAGAGAACCACCAACGAGCUUCAGGAACCCCUUUAUCGGCCAUACGUCGUGUAAAAGUCUGACCAAAGUAACUGUGCUAAUUGAGAACGAACGAUUCUAACGUAAACUAUCACUGCGCGUCUAACACCUGUCCGUCGACUUGCCGCGUUUGAUAUUUCGGUGGUACACUUAUUGUUAUACAUACGUGAUCCUUAGCCCCGUAUAAAGGAUAAACACAAAUAUGAAAUAUAAAAUAUACGAAUACGUAAAAUGAAAAGGGAGUCAACGUGUCGGGAUGAUCGAUUAGACUGAAGUUAUACGGUAGGAGCUUCGUUAUGUGAACUAAUUCGAGGGAGAUAAAAGUGUUGCGUAAACAAAUUUUCAGAGAAUAAAAGGUUGCAAGCUAUUAGGUUCAUUUUACGUAAUAUCGAGGGCAACGUUAUACAGAGUAUC
Hylaeus volcanicus is the source of this 3051-nucleotide messenger RNA. RefSeq lists its product as uncharacterized. Lineage: Eukaryota; Metazoa; Arthropoda; Insecta; Hymenoptera; Colletidae. Bases 880 to 2673 code for a protein of 597 amino acids. Gene Ontology annotation, cellular component: nucleus. The record is from RefSeq and is a predicted model, not a curated record. The transcript is spliced from 3 exons. Gene Ontology annotation, molecular function: sequence-specific double-stranded DNA binding; DNA-binding transcription factor activity, RNA polymerase II-specific. Gene Ontology annotation, biological process: spinal cord motor neuron cell fate specification; regulation of DNA-templated transcription; neuron projection morphogenesis.